Molecule: messenger RNA, 2037 nt
Organism: Papaver somniferum (opium poppy)
Lineage: Eukaryota; Viridiplantae; Streptophyta; Magnoliopsida; Ranunculales; Papaveraceae
Exons: 3
Coding region: 1-2037 (678 amino acids)
Molecular function (GO): RNA-DNA hybrid ribonuclease activity; nucleic acid binding
Source: RefSeq, a predicted model, not a curated record
AUGAAAAUGAAAGACUGGUUUAUCAUCCCUUCCAUUGGUAGAUCAGGUGGUAUUGCUAUUGCUUGGACACAGGGAGUUUCUGCUAAUCUCAUUUCUUUUAAAGAUAAUGUAUUCAAUUUUCAUGUCUUAAAGGAUAAUAUGAGUUUUAACAUCUCUUUUGUUUAUGGUGCCUUAGAUAAGAAUUUAAGAAUUAAGCAGUGGGAAUUUAUUUCUAAUUUUAGUGAUGCCAGUAGCCCUUGGUGUUUAAUAGGAGAUAUGGAUUUUAUACUCCACAAAGAUGAAAAGGAAGGUGGUAAUGACACAAACUCUAGUAGUCUUGCUUAUGUUUAUAGUUGCAUUCAGAAAUUAGGAUUAGUUGAUCUAAAAUUUACUGGUUUACCUUUCACUUGGACAAAUAAGAGAACUGGAAAGAAUAAUAUACAAGAAAGCAUAAAUAGAACUUUAGUGAAUCAUAAAUGGUUGGGACUAUUUCCUAGAUCUUUCACUAAUCACCUCACUAGAGUGGUUUCGGAUCAUGCUCCAAUAAUGUUAGAAGCAUUUCCUAAAACAAAAUCAGUUAAUAGACCUUAUAGGUACAUGAAAUGCUGGCAAGAACACAAGUCUUAUAGCAGUCUGAUUGAAAAUUCUCUUGAGAAAAGUAGAAAUAGUAACUAUGAUAUUAGUGACAUUGUUAAGAGAAAAGGAUCUGAGCUUAAAAUUUGGAACAGAAAAGAGUUUGGUAAUAUUUUUAAGAACAUUUCGGAUAUUUUAAAUGAAAUUGAAAUAGAAAAUAGAAAACCUAAGAAUUAUGAGACUAAGAAAAGCAUAGAAGCUUUGCAUAAUGAUCUGAAUUCUUGGUCAGGAAAACUUAAAAAUAUUUACCAAACAAAUGAUAGCUCCAUUCAUCAGAUUUUUAGUAGUAUCAUGAAACCUAAGAUAAACCAACAGGAUAAUAUCAGUCUGUGUAGUAUACCAGAGGAAGAAGAGAUCAGAGAAGCCCUUUUUAGUAUGAAUUCUUGGGGAGCGCCAGGUCCAGAUGGAUUUCCCCCUGGAUUUUAUCAAAACCAUUGGAGUGAAUUGAAAACGGAUAUUGAUUCCUGGGUCCAAAUAGUUUUUAGAGAUAAAAAGUUUAAGCAAGAGAUGAAUCAUACUUCUAUUUCCCUUACUCCGAAAACUAAAACACCAAAAAACCCCAGUGACUUCUGCCCUAUUAGCUUAAUUAACGCUUUAUAUAAGAUAGUAGCAAAAAUUAUAGCAAACAGGAUUAAACCUCACCUAGAUAAACUCAUCUCGCAGAAUCAGUCAGCUUUUAUUCCUAAGAGGCAAAUAACUGAUAACAUUAUAGUGGAGCAUGAAAUAUUACACACAAUGAAAACUAGUAAAAAGAAAAAUGGAUACAUGGCUGUGAAACUUGAUCUCUCUAAAGCGUUUGACAGGCUAGAAUGGAACUUUAUAAUCAAAAUUUUAGAAGUUUUAGGUUUUUCUAAAGAUUUCUGUGACCUUAUUUUUACUUGCAUCUCCUCUAUUUCAUAUGCUGUCUUAGUUAAUGGUAUACCAGGUGAUUUUUUUUUUCCUUCUAGAGGGAUUAGGCAGGGAUAUCCUCUAUCUCCGGCUUUAUUUAUUAUUUGCAUGGAAGCUUUGUCCUCUCUUCUACUUCAUGCUGAACAGUCUGGGGGUACUGGAAGAUGUUCAAGCUCUGAUGAAGCAGAAGCAAGAGCAUGCCAGGAAGCCACAAGGUGGGCUAGAAUCUCAGGAAUGUCUGAUAUUAUCUUUCUCAAUGACAAUCUCAAUGUUAUUAAUGGAAUGAGGGGAAGAGAUUUUGCUGCAGAUUGGAGGUGUAAAGUUUUCAUAGACAAAGCGCUGGAGACUAGCAACUCUUUUACUUCUUCUUCCUUUUAUUAUGUCAAAAGGGAUUGUAAUUUUAUAGCGGACGGAAUAGCUAAGAAGUUAAAUUGGUCCUCUUAUAAGGAUAUAGAUUCUAGGAGUUGGAACAGUAGUUUGAAAUUUGAUCUCCCUAGAAAUGUCUUUAACUUGAACAAUGUAUCUCUUUCUGUUUAG